This is a messenger RNA of Hemisphaericaspora subhashii, 1206 nucleotides long. RefSeq names its product 3'-5'-exodeoxyribonuclease. Gene Ontology annotation, cellular component: cytosol. Bases 1 to 1206 code for a protein of 401 amino acids. NCBI's taxonomy places the organism in Eukaryota, Fungi, Ascomycota, Pichiomycetes, Serinales, Debaryomycetaceae. Gene Ontology annotation, molecular function: 3'-5'-DNA exonuclease activity. The record is from RefSeq and is a predicted model, not a curated record. The transcript has a single exon.
AUGUCAACUUGGAGACCAAGAUAUUACGACAUUGGAGUCAACUUCUCCGAUGGAAUGUUUCAGGGCCGUUAUCAUGGGUCUCAUGGGGCAAAACAUCCUUGUGAUAUCAAUCAAGUUAUUGAACGCGCUCAUUUAUUCAAUGUUGAUAAGAUGCUAAUCACUGCUUCUAACAUACAAGAAAGUGAGGACCAUUUUGCUCUUUGUGAACAAUAUUCCAAUAAUUUCGAUUCCACUACUGGUGUACAUCCUUGUACUGUAGCUCAAGAAUUCUAUAUCAAGGAUGAUAAUGGGAAUUAUACCGAUACCUUAAGAGAAGAUGUUGAUGAGAAAUUGACCAGAUUGAAAGAAAUUGCAAUUAAAGGUUAUGAAUUGGGACAUGUAAAAGCAUUUGGUGAAAUUGGGUUAGAUUAUGAUCGAUUACAUUAUUCCAAUAAACAUCAACAAUGUGAAAUGUUUAAAAGACAACUUGAUGUUCAUGCAGAAUUGAAACAUUUACAAUUACCUUUAUUUUUACAUAUGAGAGCAGCAUGUGAUGAUUUCAUCUCAAUUCUAAAACCAUAUAUUGAAAAUGGAUCCAUUAUUAAAGGAAAUGGAGUCGUUCAUUCAUUCACGGGAACAGAAGAUGAAUUAGCCAAAAUAUUGGAUUUAGGAUUUUAUAUUGGAAUAAAUGGUUGUUCACUUAAAACAGAAGAAAACUUAAUUGUAGCAUCCAAGAUCCCAAUUGAUCGAUUAUUAAUUGAAACUGAUGCACCUUGGUGUGAAAUUCGUAAAAGUCAUGCCAGUUAUAAAUAUAUAACUCCAUAUCCUAAUAAAUUUUAUCCUGAAAUCAAACCAAUCCAUGAAAAUUCACCUCAACCAGAAUCAGAAGUAGUAACCGCUUCAAAAAGAUCUAAAUCGGAAAACAAUGGACCUGUGUUUAAGCUUGAUGUCAACCUUCCAUUCCCAUCAAUUAAGAAGGAAUAUUAUGGAAAACAUAAAGAAUUCACUCAAAAACAAAAAGAGAAUUCAGCAAGACCAGAAUUAGUAGAGACGAGAUUUGGUCCAUUAGCUCAUCCAUUAUUUAAAUCUAGAAAUGAACCGGUUUAUGUUGGAUUUGUGGCAGAAAUCCUUUGUGAAUUACAUGGAAUCAAAGAUGAAAAAGAAAUUGAAUCGUUUAUUGAUUUGAUAUUUGAAAAUUCUUGUAAAUUGUUUAAAACUAAUUAUUAA